UGGUGACGCAGGCUCAGAGAAAGACCUUCGUAGCAGCAUCCACCGCACCAGCACUGCUGUUCUCAUCUAGCUGGACCAAAACAUAUUCAUCGUGUGGAAAGGCUGGAAAACAUCCACAAGGGUUGUUUUCAGGCCCGGCAACAUCUUGCAGAAUGACUAAAGAACAGACUGUCGAGGUGGAGGAGGAGGCCCAGCCUGCCUCUGAGUACCAGAGCCCGGUUCAUGAGCCCCGGAAGAGGCCCAUGGUCCACCCGUCAGCCCAGGCCCCCCUCCCCAAAGACUACGCCUUCACAUUCUUUGACCCAAAUGAUCCUGCUUGUCUGGAGAUCCUGCUGGAUCCUCGCACCACCAUCCCAGAGCUGUUUGCCAUUAUUCGUCAGUGGGUCCCACAGGUCCAGCACAAGAUUGACCUAAUCGGAAACGAGAUCUUGAAGCGUGGUUGCCAUGUCAAUGACCGCGACGGACUGACAGACAUGACCCUGCUCCACUACAGCUGUAAAGCCGGGGCCCACGGAGUAGGUGACCCCGCCGCUGCCCUCAGGCUGUCCAGCCAGUUGAUCUCUCUGGGCGCCGAUGUGAGUCUCCGCAGCCGCUGGACCAACAUGAACGCCCUGCACUAUGCAGCCUACUUCGAUGUGCCAGAGCUCAUCCGCGUGCUCCUCAAGGCCUCCAAACCAAGGGUGCUGAAUUCCACAUGCAGUGACUUCAACCACGGCACCGCCUUGCACAUCGCUGCCUCCAACCUGUGCCUGGGGUCAGUACAGUGUUUGCUGGAGCACGGCGCUAACCCCACCGUCAGGAACGACAAGGGCCAGGGGCCGGCCGAUGUCGUCCCCGACCCCAUGGAUAUGACUCUGGACAAAGCAGAGGCGGCCAUGGUGGCCAAAGAGCUGAAGCAGCUGCUUCUGGACGCCGUGCCGCUCAGCUGCAACCUGCCCCGUGCCACCCUGCUAAAUUACGACAACAUCCCCGGAAACCUCAUGCUCACCUCGAUCGGCCUCAAACUGGGCGAUCGAGUGGUGCUCGAUGACAUGAAGCUCCGCAAAAAACCGAGCUGUGAUGAAAUUGACAUCUCGGCUCCACAUCCCAUGAAGCAGACGGGCACCUUGCGCUUCUGUGGGACGACAGAGUUUGCCAGCGGCCAGUGGGUGGGGGUGGAGCUCGAUGAGCCCGAGGGCAAGAACGACGGGAGUGUGGGAGGGGUGCGCUAUUUCAUCUGCCCCCCCAAACUGGGCAUAUUUGCGCCGGUGUCAAAAAUCGCCAAAGCAGUUGAGCAGGCCCCCUCAUCUGUCACCUCGACGCCCAAGACCCCACGCAUGGACUUCUCCCGUGUUACUGGAAAGAACAAGAAAGAUAAGAAGGAAUUAAAGGAGCGAGAGAAAGCAGCGCUGAGGAAGAAGUCCAUGUCUGUGGCUAGUUUGGACCCAGACGGGGUGAAGGUAGAACUGGGAGACCAGGUGCUGGUGGCCGGUGUGAAGCAGGGAAUAAUACGCUUUUACGGAAAGACAGACUUUGCCCCAGGUUAUUGGUUUGGCGUGGAGCUGGAGCAACCCACGGGAAAACAUGAUGGGUCAGUCUUUGGCGUCCGCUAUUUCAACUGCCUGCCGAAAUACGGUGUCUUCGCACCCCCUUCUCGCGUCCAGAGGAUCGGCGGACCAAAGGACGGUCAAAGUGGUGAUUGCACAUUGGUGAAAAAAGUCCACCAGGUGUCUAUGAACCAGCCAAAGCGUAACUUCAGUGCAGUGAGGUCACCAAAGGACAUCACCUCUGAGAGUUCCAUAUCCAGGUUGUUGUUCUGCUGUUGGUUCCCCUGGAUGCUCCGUGCUGAGAUGCAGUCUUAACAACAUCUUCCACCGCCACACACACCCCCAUCCUCAAAAGAACUCCUGCUCUCAUACUCUCGGUGUCCAUCUUUCAUUUGUGCUUUUCAUUGUGAAUCUACCAGACUGUCGCUGUCAGAAUAACAGUAGUGAGCCCACCCCCACCAAACUCCUCCCUCCAUCUCCCCUCAGUUCCCAUGAUCGCGGUCAGUCCUAUAGCAAAACCUAGUGCCUUGUAUCCUAACUAACAUCCUGCAUUCCGUUUGUAACACUAAUAAUGAGACUAAAUAAUUGUAGAUCUGGGACACAAAUCCUACAAAAGCGUUAAUGAUAGAUAUAAUCAAAUUUUUUCUACAUUUCUCAAUUUUGGUGUUGAUUGCUGGUUCUUACCCAACCUUGUCAGAAGUUGCCAAACCCAAUGACCAAUCAAACCCCAUGACCAGUCAAACCCCAUGAACUGUCAAAACCUCAUGACCAGUUAAACAGCUUCUUAUGCCCUGGGGCUUCUUCUGGGGAACCUUUCAAAUGGCUAAGUACAUGCUGCUGUCUUUUUUUGUUGUUGCUGCUUCUUCAUCCUAAUUUUCCAGUAUUUUAAAUGGGACCAAGGACCUCAUUUAUCCUCCUGCUGGUGUGAACAGAUUUUAGGCGAUCAUGUAGCGCUUAAAGGUGCCCUCUAGUCACAUGAUUACCCCAUUGAAAUGGCCAAGCUCCUCCAAAAGCACACCGUUCUCAAGAAGUGACCUCACUUCGUCUCAUAUAACCACCAAUCACAAUAAAAAUUAGGCUCAGGUUUUCUGCAAGUCGUUUGGGAGGGGGAUGCACUGCUCUCUCUGUUUUAAUAGGCUAGAAUUGAUUGUCAUUCUUAUUUUUCAAAAAUCUUAUCUUUCAAACCAAUGAAUGGUUUGCUGGGAAGGAAUUUUAGAUGGACGAUCAUGUGACUGCAGUGCAUCUUUAAAGGCACGUAUCCAACAUGCCGAUGUGUGAGUCAUAUCAUGUUGUUGCUUUAUCUUCACGUAAACAUGCCUUUUCAUGUAAUAAGAUGGGACAUGAACAUGACAGCUAUGUUCCUCUACUCUCAUGCGUCAAACAGAAAACAGGGUUUAAUAUUAUUCAGGAUUCCUUCAUUCACUGUACCUCCACUAGCAUUCUGAGCAUUUUCCCAAAUGUUGUUUUGCAAUAUGUAUUAUUGAUUUAGCUCGUUGCCGGACUUGUGUACAUUUUAGUAUGCUCUCACAAAAAUGAGGUUCCUCGUCCCUGGUAGCCUUUUAAUAGCCUUGAAAGAUGCCAUUGAGUCACUUGUUUUAGGUAAGGUAAUAACAACUCGUACAUUCAUGUUAAUCCGAAUGUUAAUCGCUGAAGGACAUUUUUAACAGAAGGAUAGAUAACAUACCCCUCAAACAGAAUUACCUGGCAAUCUCAUAGUCAUAUAGACCAGUUUUUCCAUAACUGGGUUCAAAUAAGAGGACCUCCAUAACUUGGUUUACGGUGUUUGUUGCACUUUUAACCAGUCACUCUCAAAUCCAAGUUGUGCUAACCAAAAUAGCUACUAACCCCAAAAUGCAAUGACACAUAAUGUAAAGGGAAGCCACUAAGGUUCAUUGCUUAAGCUGGUGUUGUCUUUGUUGUGUAGCAUGAAGUAGCGUUAACGUAACUUUGUUUGCGAAAUCCCUAAUUUAAGUUUUGUUUUCUGAAAUAGGUAAUGGUUCCACCAUAUAUUUGUCAGAGAAGAGGUACACAAUGACUCUGGAUAGAAACGCUGCCCUCCCCAUCACGAGGGUUCAUUUAAGUUAAAUCUGCAAAAACAGAACUCCUGCUAGCUCUACACUUCCACUGUUUGGCUAUCUUCUCACUUCUCUCUCAAUGUUAGACUUUGGUAAAUUUCGUGAACGUGAGCAUUAGACACAAAAGAAUCUGACCAUUAAAAUGUGUGUGCUUAAUGUAAAAAAUUUAAGAGUUUGUGCAUAAAAACAGCAAUAUUUAACCUGUAUAUCUUAUUACAUGUAUAUGGAGUCUGGUCUACUUAACACUAUGUAAGCACACAUUGAGGGGCAGAAAAAAACCCACCUGAACUCACUCAUGCACUCUGGACAUUGUGAACAUCCUGUGUUAUAACAUAGGCACCAGAUCUCAGAUGAAACAUGUAAUGAUCAGGAAGUGAUCAUGCCAGGAACUAAAUGCAACGAUGUGUGCCUGUUUUGAUAUUGCAAGUGUGCUGUAAUGACUAGGUCCUUACAGCCACUGAAUAGCAAUUAUAGUUAGAGUCAUUAGUAUAUCCAGUUUGAGAGACAUGAAUCCAUUUUGCCUCAAAUUCAUGCAGUGGAAUGCCUAUGAACAUGUGCCAAUUGGAACUUAAAUGCUGUUGUCUUACAUUUAAUUUGUUAGCACACUCUGGACAGCUCUGUUGGAUAAUUACGCGCAUCUUAUACUGUGUCAAGAAUUGGAGUUUCUUUAAUAUUACCAGCAUUCCUGGUAGUAGAUAAGCAGAUUGUCCUGAUCCCCUAACUGAAGGAAUUGAUGAUGAUGAUUAUUGUGGUGAAUACAUCACCAUGAUUUUUUCAUCUUUACCACUUAAGAUAUGUGAUUCGAAAUAACUACAACAUUCAACAUUGUUCGAAUUUGCUACAUGCUUGAGUUGAAUAGUUAGUUGAUUGACUGACAGAUUUAAUGUGCAAGUAAAGGGUUAUUUGAGAUUUAUACGUACCAAGAUGAUGGAAAUGUGUAGUUAUGUCAUCAGUUUAACACUCUGGUAGCAAAAAUGUGAAUUUUACUUGUGUAGGUAUUAUGACCACAAUGUAAUUUAUGACCUUAAUUUGCCAGUAGAUGUCACUUUAUCAUCUAAAACAUCACAAUGACCUUCAUUGAUGAGUCUUCAAUUGUUAAGUUUAUUCAACUACAUUGUAAAAAAAAAUUAAAAAUAUUUAACCUUAUUAGAUGGUGUAAAGUACAGUACUGUCAUAAAAACAUUAGUUAUUCUAAAACUUCUCAACAAGCGUCACAUCUUCAUAUACAUACAUGUCAUUGCUGUUAGUUUAACUAAAUAAUUUGCCUCUUGACAUAUAUUUUUUGAUAAUUUCACAAAGUGUACUUUUAUUUUCCAGUUUUCUAGUGUGUCCGUGCCCUAUACUGGUAACAAAGCAAAUCUGUGUUCAGUAAACUAUAAUGAGCUUUGGAGGACUGUAAUGUUGGAUUUAGUACUGGUGUCAUGAAUAAUAUUCAUUGCAUGCUGUCUAUUUUCCGACGGUUUCUUUUCCCAAUGGUGUAACUCAGCAUGAAAAUGCUUAUAAUUCCAAGUCUGAUUAUGAAUAUAAUAAAGUUUGGUGUUGUUUUCUACA
Messenger RNA from Esox lucius (northern pike), 5152 nucleotides. It is a transcript of the gene clip3, whose product is annotated as CAP-GLY domain containing linker protein 3. The transcript is spliced from 15 exons. Gene Ontology annotation, cellular component: microtubule plus-end; nucleus; cytoplasm. The record is from RefSeq and is a predicted model, not a curated record. Bases 153 to 1841 code for a protein of 562 amino acids. Lineage: Eukaryota; Metazoa; Chordata; Actinopteri; Esociformes; Esocidae. Gene Ontology annotation, biological process: cytoplasmic microtubule organization. Gene Ontology annotation, molecular function: microtubule plus-end binding.